AGGAGUGAGGGAGGCAUGGUUACAAACUCCUGGCUGCUCCCCCUACUGAAGCACAGAGGCGCGCUGCUGCUGUCUUUCUCCGCAGAGUGGGGAUUUAGCCCGGCCAGAGAGGGCUCACACAAGAGAGGAGGGUCACAAAAUAAAGUACAGACCGCUAUGGGGGACGCGCAGCACCGCAGAGAAACGAGAACGGUUGCUUAGUUUUCCUGUGUUAUGAAGAACAUGCGGGAAAAACUCACGACAGUUUAGGGGAUUUCGCAUCAAAACGUUAAGGAGCACCGUUCGGGAGUACCUGAAUACCUGCAGUGUGUUUCGCUCUUAGCCUCGGUUCGGUGACAUUGAGAGACACACAGAGGGGGAUAGUGGGACUAUAAAACGGAGCAGGAGGAAAGUUUCUCAAGCUUGGCGCAGACACAGCGGUGAAACAAUGCUGCUGACCCCGACCAAGUGCGUUUCAUCGGCAGCCCUGCUAAUCCUGCUGGUUGUCCGAUGGUCCGACAGCAUUUCGUUGUCUCCCCAAGAGGCAAACCAGUUUCUGAGCAGACACAGGAGAGCAAAUCAAGUUUUCGAGGAGACGAAGCAAGGGCACUUGGAGAGGGAGUGUGUGGAGGAAAAGUGCUCCAAAGAGGAGGCCAGAGAAGUAUUUGAGAACGACCCGGAGACUGACUACUUCUAUCCCAAGUAUUUAGCCUGUAUGGAGAAGUUUGGAGAUGCCGAAAAGAAGAAACAGGAUCUGAUAACUUGUGUCCAUAAUAUACCGGAUCAGUGCUCCCCUUCGCCCUGUUAUCCCAGCGGUACAGUGCGCUGCGAGGACAAAAAGGGCGACUUCCUCUGUCACUGUUUCACAGGCUGGGCAGGAGCCAGAUGUGAGAAAGAUGUCGACGAGUGCAGCAAGAAAAGCGUAGAGUGUGAACACAUAUGCAACAACACGAUGGGCAGUUACCGCUGCUCCUGUCGCCAAGGCUACAUGUUGGUAGGACGCCACACGUGUAAAGAUGUGGAUGAGUGUGAGGACCCAGGUGUGUGUGGAACCGCACGAUGUGAGAAUAAGGAGGGCAGCUAUGAUUGCUUGUGUGAUAUCGGAUAUGUCUACGACAACGAAACCAAAAGCUGUGUUGAUGUGGAUGAGUGUGAGACGGGUGUGUGUGCAGAGGAGUGUCUGAACACGCCGGGGAGUUUCCGUUGUUUCUGUGAUGGACGUCAGGGCAUGAAGCUGGGCCAGGACCUCAGGAGCUGUAAGCCUAUAACCCCCUGCAUGUCGCCGUCUCUGAAGAGGAACCCUCGCUCGCUCUACCUGGGCCGCAUGUUCAGCGGCGUGCCAGUGGUGAGGCUGCGAUUCCGUCGCAGGAUUCAAACCGGCUUCUCUGCAGAGUUUGACUUCCGCACCUACGACCCAGAGGGGGUGAUCUUCUUCGCCGGGGGUCACCUAAACAGCUCGUGGAUCGUGCUUGCAAUGCACCAUGGGAAGCUGGAGCUGCAGCUGAAGUAUGGCACAGUCAGCAGGGUCACCAGCAGCGGGCCCAUCGUCAGUGACGGCCAAUGGAGAAAGAUCUCGGUGGAGGAGCAGGUGCGCAGUCUGGUGAUUAAGAUCGACAGGGAGGCCGUCAUGAAGAUUGCAGUAAACGGCGAUCUGUUUACGCUAAAGAAAGGCAUGCAUGAACUCAACCUCACCGUGGGAGGAGUCCCGUUCAGAGAGGACGGCCUCGUCAAUCAGGUAAACCCCCGCCUGGACGGCUGUAUGAAGGACUGGAAGUGGUUGACGGGUGAAGAUACUUCCAUACAAGAAACGGUUCGGUCCAACGACAACAUGCAGUGUUUCAGCAGCGAGGUUCCUGGAGCGUAUUUCCCCGGCACCGGCUUCGCUCUCUUCAACAUCAGCUAUGAAUCCCAGAACCUGAGCGUACAGUUGAGCCUGCGUCCGACCUCUGCGAUCGGAGUCCUGUUUGCACUCGUUCACCAGGACAGAGUCCCUCUCUCCAUCGUGCUGGCUGACUACCAUCCCGGCACAGAUGAAUGGAGAGAUUAUAUACUGGUGUCACUGGGUGAUGUCAUCAUUGCGAGCUCUCCCGCCCCCCUGUGUGACGGGGACAGUCAUGACAUCCAGGUGACGCUCUCAGGAAACCAAACCCUGCUGCUGGUCGAUGGCAAGGCUGGACGCAGUGAAGACGCUGACAUUCCUUUUGACAUCCUUUCACAGUCCAGCAUCUUUAUAGGAGGCCUUCCUGAUGUCCCUCUGGUGUCCACGCUGGUGUCGGCGCCCUACAGCGGCUGCAUGGAGGUCAGUGUUAACGGACACCCUCUGGACUUGGACCAGGCCCUCCACAAACACAACGACAUCCGCUCACACUCCUGCCCCCUGCUGGACUCUCGCCAGUGACCACAGCAACUGACGCUUUAGCAGUUCAUUGAGGCAAUGGGGAUUAUUUCCAAUAUAUUUAUAAAAGCUUUGACCAGUGAUGAUUUAGAUUGGAACACACAUAAAAGCUUUGCCAGGUUUUGGGGUUCAGCUAAAGCCUUAGCCCAGGAUCACCCUGUCCUCUUACUGUGACGACACUGCUGCCUUCAGGCAUCAGUGGGGAUUCACAGUAUUCUCUAAUGACUCCAUAAGGAGUUAAUAAGCCAAUCAGCGAUGUCCCCUGUGCAAUUUCUUGGAAUAAAUGCUGCACAACAUUGCCUCAAAUACUGCCCAUGCACCACAGCCUUGUGAGCCCAUUAGAACACACAGGGCCUUAUCUAGAGCUAUGUCCAAUGAUUGGUCUGGGGUCAGCACACUACGCCUGGGUCCUGUGCUCAAUCCGAUUUGACGGGACCUCUGUAGGCACAGUGACUCCGCUGACAGAGCUGCGGUCGUGUUGCUUUCUUCCAUUCUACACAACAACCACGCUCAUGUAGAAUCUGAUGAAAUGAAAAAAAUGGGGACCAGAUCAUAAGAGUUUUAUUGGCUUCCCUUAUUCAAAGGAAAUCAUUGAACAUUGCUCAGAUCUCCAUGAGUGUUUGGUUCAUCAUUAUUUUAGGGGUUGAUCAGGGACUUAAUCAAUCUUAUUUGUUCCUAACAAGAAGCCCCCUUUGUGUAGAAAACUUUGCACAUUGUUGCAGGUAGCAAUGGACUGCGCGUGAAGCCGGUUUCCCCCCUCCCACUAAAGCAACACUCCAUGUCUGCCUGCAACCUUAAAAAUCAACCGUGUGCCUACAAAGAACAACCAACCCAAACUUCGCAGCAGCUUCCCUCCAAACAGGUGAAUCAUAUCACACAGGUGCAGUACUGUAACACACAGAUAAUGCUUUGCAUUGCAGUUAACACACUAUGCAUUUCCACCAGUGCAUUCUGCAGCACUUCAGUCUUUUAAAGAUUUGACUGACACCCUGAUUCUCACUAAUCCUCAAUCACAUGAUGAUAGAUUAGUCUCAGAAGCACAGACCGGAAGGUGCCCUCUCCAUUAGGAGAGAGUGAGCACUGCAUCGAACGCACCACAAAGCUACUGAGGGUAAGAAGAGUGCGCUGUAAUAUACUAAGUAUGUAAAUAAUGUGACUGUACAAUGCUUUAUAGAAGACAGAAAAACACUACCUUCUGCUCACUGAGGUUUCCUGCACACUUAAGUUGAUCCAGUAAUCUGAGUCUCUCCACUUCUCUUCACUUCAUCUGCUUCCUAAAAACAUUUGGAUAACAAAGACACAAUUCCUAUCAUGAAAGCUGAAGGGGGAGACUCUGAAAGCGAUAUCCAUGGAUCAAAGGGUCGUACAUCUUUGGGGACUCAAUUUUUAAUUUGAUUUUACAGGUGCUGAGCAAAUGAAAACACAA
Messenger RNA from Notothenia coriiceps (black rockcod), 3800 nucleotides. RefSeq names its product growth arrest-specific 6 (gene gas6). Gene Ontology annotation, cellular component: extracellular region. Gene Ontology annotation, molecular function: calcium ion binding. The transcript is spliced from 15 exons. The record is from RefSeq and is a predicted model, not a curated record. NCBI's taxonomy places the organism in Eukaryota, Metazoa, Chordata, Actinopteri, Perciformes, Nototheniidae. The coding region runs from base 428 to 2377 and encodes 649 amino acids.